AUGUUCUGCCUUGAAGGCCAACUGGAGGACCCUCUGAGAUCAGGCUGGCAGCUUGUAUUUGUCGACCGGGAGAAUGAUGUUCUUCUCCUUGGUGAUGACCCCUGGCCGGAGUUUGUAAAUAGCGUCUGGUGUAUCAAAAUACUCUCACCGCAAGAGGUUCACAAAUCAGGGUCCUUUGGAAGGUCAUUAGAUAUCACCAAAUUCAGCAGCUACAAUGAGCUACGCAGUGAGCUUGCUCAAAUGUUCUGCCUUGAAGGCCAACUGGAGGACCCUCUGAGAUCAGGCUGGCAGCUUGUAUUUGUCGACCGGGAGAAUGAUGUUCUUCUCCUUGGUGAUGACCCCUGGCCGUGA
Molecule: messenger RNA, 351 nt
Organism: Ilex paraguariensis (yerba mate)
Lineage: Eukaryota; Viridiplantae; Streptophyta; Magnoliopsida; Aquifoliales; Aquifoliaceae
Source: the annotation of a GenBank genome assembly